GGGUUUCAGUUGCAAGCAGCGCAGCGCGCCGGGCUCGGGGAUGCCCCGCCGCAUCCUACCCCGCGCCUCCCGGCUCCCGCACGCAGACCAUGCUCUCUCCGUGACGGAUGAGCAGCUCCUAAGCUAAACGCUACAUGUCAGACGACUCUCCUUGGUAGAUCCAAGGAUCCCUGGGGACUCCAAAAUCUCCCCACUUUUUCUGUGUGCGUGUGUCCCUCUCGAACUUUCAAAACUGUUUCUCCAAAGGUUUUUGCAGAAACUCGGACUGUUUUCUAAAGCAGAAGCACCUCAGUCCACAGCAGUAGUGAUGGGCAGCGUGCGAACCAACCGCUACAGCAUCGUGUCUUCGGAAGAGGACGGCAUGAAGCUGGCAACCAUGGCGGUUGCCAAUGGCUUCGGGAAUGGGAAGAGCAAGGUACAUACCAGGCAACAGUGCAGGAGCCGCUUUGUCAAAAAAGACGGGCACUGCAACGUCCAGUUCAUUAACGUGGGAGAGAAAGGACAACGUUACCUGGCAGACAUCUUUACCACCUGCGUAGACAUCCGCUGGAGGUGGAUGCUGGUGAUCUUCUGCCUGACUUUCAUCCUAUCGUGGCUUUUUUUUGGUUGUGUAUUUUGGCUGAUCGCUCUGCUGCAUGGGGAUCUGGAGAGAACAGAAAUGCCUUGCGUCAGUCAAGUGCGCAGCUUCACUGCAGCCUUCCUCUUCUCCAUCGAGACCCAGACAACCAUCGGCUAUGGCUUUCGGUAUGUCACAGAUGAGUGCCCCGUUGCAGUCUUCAUGGUGGUUUUCCAGUCUAUAGUAGGCUGCAUCAUUGAUGCCUUCAUCAUUGGUGCUGUCAUGGCAAAGAUGGCUAAGCCCAAAAAGAGAAACGAAACUCUGGUCUUCAGCCACAAUGCUGUGGUGGCCAUGAGGGAUGGGAAGCUAUGCCUCAUGUGGCGUGUUGGGAAUCUGAGGAAAAGCCACUUGGUGGAGGCGCAUGUCAGGGCCCAGCUACUCAAAUCCAGAAUCACUUCUGAAGGAGAGUACAUCCCUUUAGAUCAAAUAGAUAUCAAUGUGGGGUUUGACAGUGGGAUAGACCGCAUUUUCCUGGUCUCCCCAAUUACAAUAGUCCAUGAAAUAGAUGAAGACAGUCCCUUGUAUGACCUGAGUAAGCAGGACAUGGACAAUGCAGACUUUGAAAUCGUAGUCAUUUUAGAGGGCAUGGUGGAAGCUACAGCCAUGACAACUCAGUGCCGGAGCUCCUACCUGGCGAAUGAAAUCCUUUGGGGACACCGUUAUGAGCCUGUACUCUUUGAAGAGAAAAACUACUAUAAAGUGGACUAUUCUAGGUUCCACAAAACGUAUGAAGUGCCCAACACGCCCCUUUGUAGUGCCAGAGACUUAGCGGAAAAGAAAUACAUCCUCUCCAACGCAAACUCCUUUUGCUAUGAGAACGAAGUAGCCCUCACCAGCAAAGAGGAGGAGGAGAGUGACAAUGGGGUGCCCGAGAGCAUGAGCACGGACACGCAUCCUGACUUGGACCAUCACAACCCGGUUGGGGUGCCGCUAGAACCUAGGCCGUUAAGGCGAGAAUCUGAAAUAUGACUGAUUGACUUUUCCUCUGUUAUCUUUUGGUUUAAAAGAAAAAUCUAUCGGUCAAAGAUAAGUUGACCCGAGAAGUCGGCCCGGAACAGUUUUCAGAUGACGGUACUGUUGAAGAGUGGCAUGAAAGCAAGCAGCCCCGAGAAACCGAGGCUGGUUUUAAGGCUGCCUUCAGAGAAGGGACAACAGAAAGUGAACUCUAAACACAAAGCACUAAACAUGUCUAAGCAUGACCAGAAGGCACAUAUGUUGUAGAAUAAAUUAUGUAUAUAUUUUUUUACAAAACUUGAACUUGCAGGCAAGCUUUGGUUGGGUUAUAUAUAUAUUUUUUUUCAACUUUUUCCAGAAUGCUUCUCUCUAGGGAACAAGAAUGUUUUUAAUGGCAUAACAAAGGCAAGAAUCUGCCUUAUUAUUAUUAUUAAUAUUAUUAUUGUUGUUGUUGUUUUUUUUUUUUUAAAAGCUGCUGCUAACUACAUGAACACAAAUUGUUAUUUUGUUGCAGUGUAGUUUUGUUUUGUUUUUUUUUUUUCUCUUGUGUAAUUUAAAAAACAGUCAGUGUUCAACUUUGUGGGUUGAAAAAAAGCUCGUGAUCACACUUCAGUAAGGCCAACGCUGCCAGAUAGUCUGAAUUUCUUUUGAGGCCAGUAGUUUGAUAGCUAGAAUCAAUUUCUCUUUCUUUUUUUUUUUCCAGUUACAUAAGGGGCAUUAUGUAACAUAAGGCCAAUUGAUAGCCUCCAGCAACAGUUUUUAUUUUUAUUUUGGGGGGGUGGGAGAGGGAGGGGGAGAAUUUCAUUCUCCAUCUCAAAUUUUAAGUUAAAACUACCUAAGUGGAUACCAAAGAAAAUGCACAUUUUUGCACAGUGGAGCUUAUGGAAAUGCAACGGGCUGCUUUAAACAAAACCACAAAUUCUGAACCUCUGACAUUUGUAAAGGCCCUUAUUUUGCACCUUAUUCAGAAAGCAAAGCUCAAAACUUGGAUCUAGGUAAAGCAAGACCAUAUUUUUUCCCCCCCUCUUCCCGCCCCGUGCAGAACAUCGGCCCCUCUGCUUUUCUUCUAUAAGAAGAAACGAGGGGCUGUGCAGGGGGGCCGGGGAAGCAAACAUCUGCUCUUUCCUGUUAGUGAAACACUAGCAGGACUCUAGCAGAAGGUCAAGUGUUACUCUGCACACAUUCCAGACCUGCUCCUCGAACUUCGAGCCCUCUUAAAGCUGACCCAGCAAUCUGAAAACUGAGCCAUCAGACGUGCUGGAGGCCGCGACCGAAUAAAAAUCGACUGUCAUUACGUUGACUAGUUAAACUCCACCAGAGACGUGCAAGGCACCGGUCUGUGUUGGAGGGUAACUGGGUUGGAAUAGACACUUAGGCGCAGGUGAAUCGAGUGACAUGCGGGGAAGGAGGGGGGAAAAAA
Molecule: messenger RNA, 2990 nt
Organism: Gavialis gangeticus (Gharial)
Lineage: Eukaryota; Metazoa; Chordata; Crocodylia; Gavialidae
Gene: KCNJ2
Product: potassium voltage-gated channel subfamily J member 2
Exons: 2
Coding region: 308-1585 (425 amino acids)
Biological process (GO): potassium ion import across plasma membrane; regulation of monoatomic ion transmembrane transport
Cellular component (GO): plasma membrane
Molecular function (GO): inward rectifier potassium channel activity
Source: RefSeq, a predicted model, not a curated record